Centruroides sculpturatus (bark scorpion) is the source of this 1711-nucleotide messenger RNA. Its product is annotated as histone-lysine N-methyltransferase SETMAR-like. Bases 662 to 1711 code for a protein of 349 amino acids. Gene Ontology annotation, molecular function: nucleic acid binding. The record is from RefSeq and is a predicted model, not a curated record. The transcript has a single exon. Lineage: Eukaryota; Metazoa; Arthropoda; Arachnida; Scorpiones; Buthidae.
AAAUUAAUUGGUUAUUUCAGUAAAAAUAAAAACAUUAUAUAACCCGCACUUUUGAAAUUGUGGUUAAACCCUAUAUAAUUUAGAAGGCAUCCUCUCAGACAUUUCAUUUUUCCCUCAUUCUUUUGUUUAAUUUUCAUUAAUUAAUAAUUUAUGUACAGUACAUGUAAGUAUAAAAUAAGGGAAAUGUUAGAAACUGAAUAUUUGAGAAUGAACUAUUUGAACUGUAUUAAAAAUCAAAAACAACAACUCUCCUGCUAGUUACAAACUUUCUCAAGGUGAGAGAACUCUACAGUUCCAAUGAACCAUAGAGCAAUGACAAUGGGUACAUAAGCUUUCAGUAGGGCAAUCCAUACCAGUAAAAUUUGAGGAAAAAUGAAGAAAAGAGUGACCCACAGGCAGCAUCUGAUCUAAAGUGGGCAACUGCUAAACAGUAUUUGCUAAUUUGUUGAGUGGUUGAUUUACAAAUACUUGGCUUUAUAAUACGUGGGUCGUUCAAUAAGUCCUUAGAAAAUCCAAUAGAUGGCGCUCGUAGCCUCAAAAAUGGCGCGUUUUUUGUAAGCAUGAUGUCUCACUAGACAGUUGUGAAAAUCUCAGUCAUAUCCAUCAUAUGGUUUAAUUUUUAUUGUCAAUUGAAGCAAGAAACUUUUGUUUAUUUAGAAAAAUGGAAAAAAGUGAGUUUCGAGCGGUGAUUAAACACUUAUAUUUAAAAGGCUUAACACCAAAAGAGAUCAAAGCUGAGUUGGAUGAAGUUCAUGGCACAUCUGCUCCUGUGUUUGCAACUGUUUACAAUUGGGUAAAUGAGUUCAAACGUGGUCGUACAUCCACAAAAGAUGAACAUCGUUCGGGACGUCCAGUGGAAGUGACUACUCCCGAAAUGAUUGACAAAAUCCACGAUAUGGUUUUGAGUGAUCGACGAAUCAAAGUGCGUGAAAUAGUUGAGGCCACAGGCAUAUCACAAGGUACAGUGUUUUCAAUUUUGCACGAAAAAUUGGGUGUGAAAAAAAUCUCGGCAAGAUGGGUGCCGCGUUUGCUCUCAGUGGAGAAUAAACGUAAUCGUGUGGUCGACUCUGAGGCAAUUUUGGCACUUUUUCGUCGCAAUCCUGACGAGUUUCUGCGUCGAUACAUAACUGUGGACGAAACAUGGAUACACUAUUAUACUCCAGAGACCAAAGAACAGUCAAAACAGUGGGUUUUUGAAGGCGAAAGGGCUCCAAAGAAGGCGAAGACAGUGAAAUCGGCCGGGAAGGUGAUGGCCACGGUUUUUUGGGAUACACGCGGAAUCAUCUACACCGAUUACUUGGAAAAAGGAAAAACAAUAACUGGAGAGUAUUAUGCAUCAUUAUUGCACCGGUUAAGCGAAGAAAUCAAAGAAAAACGUCCUCAUUUGAAAAAGAAAAAGAUCCUCUUCCAUCAAGACAAUGCACAGGUGCAUACCUGUGCAGUUUCAAUGGCCAAAAUCACGGAAUUAAAGUUUGAAUUAUUACCACAUCCACCGUAUUCACCAGAUUUGGCCCCCAGUGACUUUUUUUUAUUUCCAAAUUUAAAAAAAUGGCUUGGUGGACAACGAUUCACGUCAAAUGAGAUGGUCAUUGCCCAAACAAAUGCCUAUUUUGAGGACCUUCUGAAAUCUUACUUUUUAGAUGGCUUAAAAAAGUUGGAGAAACGCUUGGAAAAGUGUAUAGAGCUUAAAGGAGAUUAUGUUGAAAAAUAA